GCUGGCUAGCUAACUAGCUCAGCUGCCUAUUUAAUUGAAGGGCCUUCUCCCCUGUCCUUCUACAAUUCUCUUGAUCAAAUUCUUCUGAUUAUUAGGUACCUGAUCAACCUCCUCCUUCCAUUGCACGUCCAUAAUGUCAAACACAUGCGACUUUUCCCUCCCAACAUAUCUCCAGUGUCACAACCUAACCGAUGAAUGCAAAGAACUACUUCGAUCCCUCGCGUCCGAGAACGGGUGGCUUCCCACCUCCCACCACCUCUACCAAGGCUUUUGGUACAUUACUCGUCACCUGAAUGGGGUCCUCUCGGCUCAACACCACUUUAAGGCCCAAGAUUCUGACAUCUUCCUCUUGUCCCAACCCAAGUCCGGUACCACAUGGCUUAAGGCCAUCCUCUUAGCCCUCCUGAACCGUUCACGCUACUCUGAACCUGAUAGGCAACUACUACUAGAUCAUCCCUUGCUCCAGAAAAAUCCACAUGACCUUGUGCUUCAUUUAGAGACCAGGCUUUACGUUGAGGGGACGAAUCCAGACCUCUCCUCAUUCACCUCCCCAAGGCUGUUUGCCACCCACAUUCCCUUCGUGUCACUUCCAGAGUCCGUGAAGGAAUCCAAGUGCAAGCUUGUGUAUAUGUGUAGGAACCCUAAGGACACGUUUGUCUCCCUAUGGCAUUUCACAAGAGAGAUGAGUCCUAACGAUAUUGGCACAAACACUCUCGAGGAGGCCUUUGACAUGUUCUGCAGGGGGUUUAGCAUGUUCGGACCACAUUGGGACCAUGUCCUGGGCUACUACAAGGCUAGCUUGGAGAUGCCCCAUAAGGUCCUCUUUCUAAAGUACGAGGAAAUGAAGGACAAGCCCAGUGAGCAGUUGAAGAGACUGGCCGACUUCUUAGGCUGCCCUUUCUCAAGAGAGGAGGAGGCUGAUGGCCGGGUUGAUGAGAUCAUAAGGCUCUGCAGCUUCAAUAAUCUGAGCAAGCUGGAGGUGAAUCAAACUGGGAAGCUCCUGACUGGACACGAGAACAAGUCGUUCUUCAGAAAGGGUGAAGUUGGAGACUGGGUGAACUAUCUGACUCCUGAGAUGGUUGAGAGGAUCGACCGCAUCACUGAAGAGAAGUUCGGUGAUUUGGGAUUAAAGUUCUAGAAAUUCUUCAAGUUGAGCCACUUAAUUAAUCCCGCAACGGAAUGAAUUAAUAACCGAGCAGUCAGCUCCCAUAUAUCUAUAUAUAUAUAAUCUAUCUUGAUCUUGCCCCUGGAAUGGAUCUGCAUUGAUUUUGUUUAUGUAUUCGGAAUUAUUAAUUGGUUGGUCAAUGGCUCUUUGGCCAUUGGUUCCAUAUUGUCUGGUUCUUUUGUGUUAUC
Messenger RNA from Punica granatum (pomegranate), 1353 nucleotides. NCBI's taxonomy places the organism in Eukaryota, Viridiplantae, Streptophyta, Magnoliopsida, Myrtales, Lythraceae. The record is from RefSeq and is a predicted model, not a curated record.